Messenger RNA from Chenopodium quinoa (quinoa), 1076 nucleotides. RefSeq lists its product as uncharacterized. The transcript has 5 exons. Lineage: Eukaryota; Viridiplantae; Streptophyta; Magnoliopsida; Caryophyllales; Amaranthaceae. The record is from RefSeq and is a predicted model, not a curated record. Bases 42 to 923 code for a protein of 293 amino acids.
GAGAAUAGUUCAAUCUAAUUAUAUAUUAGCACUCAAAUUUCAUGACGAUAGAGUACACCUUGAAACAUUACAUGUACCUUACAAGAAAAAACAUACGCAAAAUUGAACAAAAAAAAGGAGAGGAAAGAAAGAAUAUGAUCAUGAAACACACAAAAAUAAUGGAGGUGGUAAUGGUGGUUGGAAUAAUAUUAUCGUUGUUUAUGCCAUCAUGGGCGCAAGAAGGUCUACCUGGGGAUUGCUGGCAGAGGAUUGCGAAUUGCACAAGUAGCGCCUCGCCUGGAGAAAUCCAACAGCAGUGUUGUCCGGUGAUCACUGAAGAGAUAAGCAAUGAAAAGGAGUGUUUUUGUGGCGUGAAUGUUCUUGCUCUUCAAAAUGAUACAAUUGCCGAGACCAUAUCUGACCUACUUACGCUUUGUAGCUUCAAUUCUUCUUUUGAUACAUUAUGCCCCGUGAAAUUUCAAGAGGCGCCGUGUUGGAAGCAAAUCAAUGAUUGCAUCGGAGGAAAUGUUAAUCGUAGUGAAUCAGAGCCAAAGUUUGAUCCAUCAAGCCCCUUGUUCAAUGCAACCGAACUCUUGUGCUGUUCAAUGAUGCAACAAACAGCAAGAAUUGAGAAGCAAUGCUUUUGUAGCAUCAAUACAUUUAUUCAAGAAAAUCCCUCCUUUGCUGAAAAUACUACCGAUAUCUUGUCUGUUUGUAGCAUUGCCGGUUCUGUUGAUUCUCUUAGCGGCAUCUGUGAAGAAAGUCUAGCUCCAAGUCCUGCACCAGCACCGGCUCCUUUGUUGACAACUCAAGGUUCCGUUGAAAGCCUCAAAGCUGCUAGUCCUAUAACGGAAAGGAGCAAAAGUUCAGGCACUGCCAACAAGAUUGGGAUAAGUGGAUCAUUAUGUUGUUUCUUUCUCUUGACAUAUUUCUUAUAUCAAUAAUUGUAUCUCCAUGUUCGUUUAUCAUUUGAACUAAGUAGCACCCACAUUGUACGUUAGACAUUUCAUGAAUUCCACAAAAAUAUGAUACUUUGGUACCAUUUUUUCUUGUAGACUAUGCUUUGUAAUGCCAAGAAAUGAAAGCUUCUUAAUGUC